CACAUCCUCCCACAUACGCUAAAGACCAUAUAGUUAAUGGUGUAGACUUAUAACUUAUAGUUAUAUAUUCACUUAAUGUGAUUGUAAUUUUUUUUAUUAAAAAGAAAUGCCUGUAAAGUGCACACGCUGUUGUGUAAAAGUUGCUGUACUUAAACGACCGAAAACGAGUGAUGCUUUGUGCAAAGAAUGCUUUUUUUGGGCAUUUGAAACUGAAGUCCAUGAAACUAUUACAAGAGCCAAACUUUUCAAACCAGGUGAAUAUGUUGCUAUUGCUGCCUCAGGAGGAAAAGAUUCAACUGUGCUGGCUUACAUAAUGAAACUUCUCAAUGAACGAUAUAAUUAUGGCUUGAAAUUGGUCUUGUUAUCUGUCGAUGAAGGUAUUACAGGCUACAGAGAUGACUCUUUAGAGACAGUGAAAAGAAAUCAGCAACAGUAUGAAUUGCCACUAAAAAUCCUGUCGUAUGAGGAACUCUAUGGUUGGACAAUGGAUGCCAUAGUUCGACAAAUUGGUCUGAAGAGUAACUGUACAUUUUGUGGUGUAUUUAGAAGACAAGCCCUGGAUCGAGGAGCUGUGCUACUUGAAGUUAACAAAAUUGUUACAGGUCACAAUGCUGAUGACAUUGCUGAAACUGUAUUAAUGAAUAUUCUCAGAGGAGACAUAGCAAGGCUUCAGCGUUGCACAUUGAUUACCACAGGUACUGAGGGAGCAAUUCCAAGGUCCAAACCUUUUAAGUAUACGUACGAAAAAGAAAUUGUAAUGUAUGCCUACUUUAAGAAACUAGACUACUUUUCAACUGAGUGUAUCUAUUCUCCUAAUGCCUAUAGGGGCCAUGCCAGAGCUUACUUGAAAGACUUAGAGUCAGUCAGGCCUAGUGCUAUUCUGGAUAUAAUUCACUCGGGAGAAUGUAUGUCAGUCAAGGAUGGAAUCAAGCUGCCUACCCAAGGGCUGUGUACUCGAUGUGGGUAUAUCUCCAGCCAGGAAGUUUGUAAAGCAUGUGUGAUGCUGGAAGGGCUAAAUAAAGGAUUACCUAAGUUGGGUAUCGGAAAGAGCAGUAAAGUAAAGAGAAGGGUGGAAUCUCUUUGCAAAGAUGCAAGUAAAGAGGAAGAAAGCUGCUAGAAUCCUAACUGAAGCACUUUCAUUCACGAUAUCAGUAGACUGUACAAGUUUACUGACCCUUUCAUUCACGAUAUCAGUAGACUGUACAAGUUUACU
Messenger RNA from Limulus polyphemus (Atlantic horseshoe crab), 1213 nucleotides. It is a transcript of the gene Ctu1, whose product is annotated as cytoplasmic tRNA 2-thiolation protein 1-like. Gene Ontology annotation, molecular function: tRNA binding. The record is from RefSeq and is a predicted model, not a curated record. The coding region runs from base 107 to 1117 and encodes 336 amino acids. The transcript has 15 exons. NCBI's taxonomy places the organism in Eukaryota, Metazoa, Arthropoda, Merostomata, Xiphosura, Limulidae. Gene Ontology annotation, cellular component: cytosolic tRNA wobble base thiouridylase complex; mitochondrion. Gene Ontology annotation, biological process: tRNA wobble position uridine thiolation.